AGUAGCAUCAGCAGCCAGUGUGGCGCUGGAGCUCUGCUGAUCCGUGCGCUCCUCCACCAGGCUGCCUGCACAGGAGCAGCCUGAUCCCGUCACCUCCUCCUCCUCCUCCUCCUCCUCCUCUUGUACAUUAUUACAACAAGGGAGACCCAAUCAAGCACGUAUCUCAUCGAUUCGCACACACACACGCGCGCGCUGGCACGUGCGCGCGCGCCCAUGCUGACUGAAAGACUUGCCCUCAGCGGAUCCUUCAAAGCGCUCUCGGACAAAAUAAGGCAGCCGCGCGCCAGAGAGGGCAGCGCGUGGGCGACACCUUCUCCUCUUCUUCAUCUUCCUCUCCGCUGAUUUUUAUUUUUUUAUUCUAAUUCUCCCUGACUGAUCAGCUGCGAUUGGAUUUUUUAUUUUAUUUUUAUUUUAAGAAAGAUGGUUUCAGCUCCUGACUCCAGAGUCUGCGCGGAGGAGGAAGCUGGUGGAUAACGGGACAGAGGAGCCGCGCGUAAACUCGCCUGUUGCAGCCCAGAGGAUCACACGAAGCGCUUUGCUCCCCGCGUGGAUCGCGCACCCCCACAGGUUUUUUCCGCUUCUGUCACGUCCAUCCGAACCCGAGCAGGAGGGAGAGCGCGUGACCGAACCGCCGAACAGAGAAGAGAGCGAAAGAGAGAGAGAGGGGGGGACACCACGCUGGGUCCCCAACCCCCUCCCGGGCUUUGAUCUUCGCUCGUACCGGCUCUGAUUUUCUUCCAAAGCUGCCCUCCGUCCUCUACUUGAACACACUCCCCACCUCGAUCUAUGUGGGAGCCCUGAAAGCGCACCCAGGCAGGCGGGGGCGGGCCGGGGGGGAGAGUGUAUCAAAGCUCGUCGGAUCCCCCACGCAGCCUCGGAUCACCGUGGCCACAGACACACUCCCUGCCGGGCCCGUGAAGCCGACAUGCCGCGGAGGAAGCAGCAGGCGCCCCGGCGCGCCGCAGCAUAUGUCCCCGAUGAUGAGAAGGAAGCAGCCCUAUUGGAUGAGGACAUAGAUGGAGAGGACUCAGCUCAAGAAGGGGAGGAGCCUGUUGCCAAGCUCCUAUGCCAGGAUAAGGACUUCCUGCACAAGGAAAGGCCAGGAUCCACUGGCAUCCAUGACUCUCCCAAUGCAGCUGACUUUUCUGGCCAGGAGCUAGACAGUGAGUCUCACCUGAGUGAAUCCAGUGACAGAAUGUCUGAUUUUGAAAUCUCCUCACUUAAAAAUGAAGAUGACGUCCUCCUUCCUAAAGACUCUUCAAAUGCACUGUCCCCAUCCUUGUCUUCUGCUAUGGUGGCUGUGGCAAAUGCCAAUGCAUCUGUAAGUGGAGAUGAGGCCUUUUUAGCUGCAACAAGCUCUGUGGCUGAUAGCCUUGAGAAGAUGAAGGCCAUUUACACAUCUUUUCUGAGCAAUUCCUAUUGGUCUUCACUCAAUUUGAAUCUGACUCAGCCACCAGCAGAGAAACCUCCUCGCAGUCAUAGCAGCAGCAGUAGUAGCAGCAGCAGUAGCAGCUGUGGGAGUGGAGGAUUUGACUGGCAUCAGACAGCUAUGGCUAAAACUCUUCAACAGGCUUCCCAGAACCACCACAACAGACUGAACCUGGUUCAGCAUCCCACAAUGGCUGCACCAACAACUACCACAGAACCUAACCUAUUUAGUACUGUCCAGCUUUACCGUCAGAGUUCCAAGCUUUAUGGCUCUAUAUUCACUGGAGCCAGCAAAUUUCGUUGUAAGGACUGUAGCGCAGCAUAUGAUACUCUAGUAGAACUCACAGUACACAUGAAUGAGACAGGCCACUACCGUGAUGAUAACCAUGAGACAGAUAGUGAGGGUGCUAAACGCUGGUCAAAACCCAGAAAACGGUCCUUAUUAGAGAUGGAGGGGAAGGAAGAUGCACAAAAGGUCCUCAAGUGCAUGUACUGUGGGCACUCUUUUGAAUCCCUUCAGGACCUAAGUGUCCACAUGAUCAAGACAAAACACUAUCAGAAAGUGCCUCUAAAAGAACCUGUUACACCAGUGGCAGCUAAAAUUAUAUCUGCUGUUCGAAAGAGACCCCCUAUUGAACUAGAUAUACCUAGCUCACCUGACUCAACAGGAGGCACCACACCUAAGCCCACCUCCUUCAGUGACUCUAAUGACAUUCUGCAAAAGGCUACUAACCCCUACAUUACACCUAACAACCGUUAUGGACACCAAAAUGGUGCCAGCUAUGCCUGGCAGUUUGAAUCCAGAAAAUCACAAAUUCUCAAAUGCAUGGAAUGUGGCAGCUCUCAUGACACACUGCAAGAACUUACUGCUCAUAUGAUGGUGACAGGACAUUUCAUUAAAGUUACCAACUCUGCUAUAAAGAAAGGCAAACCAAUUAUGGAGUCCCCCACCCAAGUUCAUACAUCCAACUUAGCUGCUGAAGAAAAAGUACAGUCAGUUCCACUGGCUGCCACAACAUUUUCCUCUCCACCUGCCCCAGUGCCUCCUCCGACCAGCAUUUCACCCUCUGCAAUGAUAGUAGAAAUAAAAAAGGAGGAGAAGGAAGAGGAAUGCACAAAAGAUUUCAUUAUAAACAAUGCCAGCAACCUCAACAAGGAUAAAAGAGCAGGUGGAGAAGAUGUGGCUGAGGAGAAGUUUGAUAUUUCAUCAAAAUACACUUAUCUGACUGAAGAGGAUCUGGAUGAAAGUCCAAAGGGGGGUCUAGAUAUUCUCAAGUCCUUGGAGAACACAGUAACAUCAGCCAUUAACAAAGCCCAGAAUGGUGCUCCAAGCUGGGGUGGAUAUCCUAGCAUACAUGCUGCUUACCAGCUCCCAAACAUAAUGAAGCUCUCUCUUGGUAACUCUGGAAAGAGCUCUCCCCUCAAAUAUAUGUUCCCUGGAGGAGAGAUUUUCUCUCCUACUGCUAAGAGUCAACCAUUGAUCUCACCACCAAGUCGUCAGACCUCUCCAUUACCUAAAAACAACUUCCAUGCAAUGGAGGAACUAGUCAAAAAAGUGUCAGAAAAAGUGUCUAAAGUAGAGGAAAAAUUGAGAGAGCCCCGAGUGAAGGAUUCUCCAUUAAGAUGCAUGACUCCCUCACCCUGUAACAGUGAGGCAGAAGACUCAACCCAAGGGGAGUCACCCAAAGAAAAUAGGGCGUCAGACUGUAAAAACCCUGAGAAUACAGAUGUAACAGAAGAGGUGGUAAGAAAUGGAACUGGAACAAAUCACAAAGAUUCAAAUGGUAACAUUUCUACAAAAGGGUCUGUAGAAAAUGGAGUGGAACCCACUGAUGCAAUGUCACCCAUGCAUGCCUCUUUGUGUGGCAGCACAACCAUCAUCACAGAUCAUCCACCACCAGAACAGCCAUUUGUCAACCCUCUCAGUGCUCUGCAGUCAGUAAUGAACGUCCACCUGGGGAAGGCUGCAAAGCCGGCCAUGCCUUCCCUUGAUCCUAUGAGUAUGCUAUUCAAGAUGAGCAACAGUCUGGCAGAGAAAGCAGCAGUGGCUUCUUCCACCCCACCAGCACACACCAAAAAGACUAACAACGAGCACUUAGACCGAUACUUCUACCAGCAGCAUCUUAACAGCGAUCAACCUAUUGAUCUCACCAAAGGAAAAAACAUAGACAAGAGUAGUAAUGGUGGUUCCUUGGGUUCUACAGCACUCUCAUCUACCACAUCUACCCCAUCAAUCUCUCCAUCCUCUGCUGCCACAAUGACAAAAGCCUCAGCUGCAGUAGCUUCCUUCAUGUCCUCCUCUCCACUGAGAGAAAAUGCCCUCUCAGAUAUCUCUGACAUGCUGAGAAACCUGACAGAAAGUCAAGCAUUGUCCAAAUCCUCCACACCUACCAGCCAGUCUGAGCGUUCUGAUAUUGAAGGUGCCACACAAGAGGAGACAGAAGAUGUUUCUCCAGCUCAGAAACGUAAAGGUCGCCAGUCCAACUGGAACCCUCAACACCUCCUUAUACUACAAGCCCAGUUUGCUUCCAGUUUAAGACAAACAAAUGAUGGCAAAUACAUGAUGUCGGACCUUAGUCCGCAGGAGAGAAUGCACAUCUCCCGCUUCACAGGCCUCUCAAUGACUACAAUAUCCCACUGGCUAGCUAAUGUUAAGUACCAGUUGAGGCGAACCGGGGGCACAAAGUUCUUAAAAAACUUGGAUUCAGGUCACCCAGUGUUCUUCUGCAGCGACUGCGCUUCACAGAUCCGCUCACCAUCCACCUAUGUGAGCCACCUGGAAUCCCACUUAGGCUUUCGUCUGCGAGACUUGUCUAAGCUUUCUGGGGAGCAACUCCUCAACCAGAUUUCACAGCACCAUCAUCGACGUCACUCUAAAGGCCUAUCUGAAAAACUGUUCUCUAAUCUUCACCUAUCCAGCCACCCUUUACCUUCCUCGUUACAGACAUCUUUACCUUCUUCACUUCCUAUUUCAUUGUCCUCAUCCUUAACAGCAUCUUUGCCCCCUACUGAAACCCCAUCACCCUCCCCUGAUGAUGAUGACAUUGGGGCAGUCUAUCAGUGCAAGCUCUGCAACCGGACUUUUGCUAGUAAGCAUGCGGUAAAGCUUCACUUGAGCAAGACUCACGGGAAAUCCCCUGAAGACCACCUCAUGUAUGUAUGUGAGCUGGACAAACAGUAG
This is a messenger RNA of Nematolebias whitei (Rio pearlfish), 4609 nucleotides long. It is a transcript of the gene tshz3b, whose product is annotated as teashirt zinc finger homeobox 3b. The coding region runs from base 926 to 4609 and encodes 1227 amino acids. Gene Ontology annotation, biological process: regulation of transcription by RNA polymerase II. Gene Ontology annotation, molecular function: DNA binding; DNA-binding transcription factor activity, RNA polymerase II-specific. The transcript has 3 exons. The record is from RefSeq and is a predicted model, not a curated record. Lineage: Eukaryota; Metazoa; Chordata; Actinopteri; Cyprinodontiformes; Rivulidae. Gene Ontology annotation, cellular component: nucleus.